This is a messenger RNA of Trichechus manatus latirostris (Florida manatee), 5714 nucleotides long. Its product is annotated as AT-rich interactive domain-containing protein 1B-like. The coding region runs from base 2567 to 3817 and encodes 416 amino acids. Lineage: Eukaryota; Metazoa; Chordata; Mammalia; Sirenia; Trichechidae. Gene Ontology annotation, biological process: regulation of transcription by RNA polymerase II; positive regulation of DNA-templated transcription; chromatin remodeling. Gene Ontology annotation, molecular function: nucleosome binding. The transcript has 8 exons. Gene Ontology annotation, cellular component: nBAF complex; nucleoplasm; brahma complex. The record is from RefSeq and is a predicted model, not a curated record.
GGUUUUGCACAAAGUAGUAUCUGCCGGGGCUUGAAAUACUCUCGCACAGCUCUCUUCUCCAGGUAGCACUGGACAAGUUUUAGCAGAGAGUUACUUGACAGGGGGCUGUCUACCCCUGGGAGGGACUGUCUUGCUUACAUAUACCUGAGUUGAUGCGCAGAGACUGUACCAGUUUACAGACUUCACUGUGAGCAAUUAUUGUACUUCCAUUUUGAAUCAUGGCUUCUUUUUUUGAGAAUAAAAAAGUUGGGACCCACUGGCGGAAAUCUUGAGAGUGCUGAGACAAUUUGCGAUUGGAUUGGAAACCCUUUUUAACCAGUCAGUAUGAAUCAGUAUAUUUUUAUUUUAGCAUUUCUGGUGAUUUUGGACUCCAGCAUCCUUAUUUAGGACUGCAGUCUCACAAGAAAUUGCAUAAAUAGUUUUCUCCGGGAGGGUAUGUUUGUAUAAUUUAGGUGACUUUUGUAAAUAUGUAUUGAGAACUCCUAAUUUUGUAGGAUGGUAAAAUGGUAAAAAGUAUCCUGUUUGUAGGAUUUUCCUUUAAAUUCAUAAGGAGUUUACUAGACUGCAUGAAUAAGGACUAUUUUUAAAUCUUGUUGCAAAUGGUGUUUUUUAAUAGAUGAGGUACAGCUACAAAUGGAUCUGCUUUAUUUCCAAGUAAAGGAUAACAUCACAUUUUAGGGGGAUGGGAUAGUUCUGUUUCCCCUCCUCCCCCUCAUUUUUCUGAAUCUGAAGUACUACUUGUAAGAGAUUAAAAAAUAUUGAAGUGUUUAGUGCAGAAAGUGAAAGGCCAAAUCCUCUGAAAUCCUGCUUCUCAGAGAUGAACAGAUCUGGGGUAUAUUCUUCUAAAUGAAGUUUUAAAAUGGUGUAAUAUUAUACAUAUUCUUUUGUAACUUGUUUUUCUUGCCUAAUAUAUCGUAGACAUCUUUUUGCCUUUCCACCAUUUUACAUUAUGCAUAUUUUGAUAAUAUGUGGAUAUAACAUCGUUUAUUUAACCACAUUUCUGAUUAAGGAAUAUUUGAAUUGAUUCUAACACUGAACGAUUACAAAUGAUGCGACAGAGAGUGCUCUUGUACAGUUAUACCCUUGUGAGAAUAUUUCUUUAAGGUGUAUUCCUAGAAGUAAAAUGAAAGGGUCACAGAGUCAAGAUUACUUUUUUCCUAAUAGGAAGAAAACAGUAAAAGACCAAUAAUUCUAUUUUGGCUGGUUUUCUGUCUUUUUAAAAGUACUCUUUUUCCUGUAUCAUCAAAAAAUAUGACUGUAGGUAAUCUGCAAUUUUGGGGAAAAUCUCUCUCAGGAUUAAUUUUUGUUAGGAAAUAAAAUUGUUCACCGUUUAACUUUCUCAUCUAGCCUUGGACCUGCAGUUGAAAUGUCUUUAUACACAAAAAAGAGUUUUAAAUUUUUAAAUUUACUUGCAUUUUAUAGUAGAUGACUUAUAAACACGAUCCAUUGGGUGUGAACCCCAUUUCCUCCUGUUGUAUAAUCUGUUGUGUGCUGUAAAUGUGAGGAGACUCCUUUGAGCUUGCUCUUUGCCUCUGAGUUCUUUUUGAUUUUUCAGUCAAAACUAUAGCUGUUUUAAAAUUUAGGAUGUGGAUACUAGCCAUCAGUCAUUAAUUUAUUGAAUGCUGUUAUGUACAAAAUGCUCAACAAAAUAUGAGGAGGUUUCUGCCUUCAGGCAGUGGGGAUUUAAUUGGGAGUCACAGAUGCUGGUGCCUGAAAGGCAGAGCUGUGAUGUGAAAUAUAUGGUAGCAUGAAGAAAAUGAGAGCCCUGGUGGCGUAGUGCUUAAGAGCUACGGCUGCUAACCAGAAGGUCGGCAGUUCAAAUCCACUAGCUGCUCCUUGGAAAUCCUAUGCGGCAGUUCUACUGUUUCAUAUAGGGUCACUAUGAUUUGGAAUCGACUCGAUGGCAAUGGAUUUGGUUUGGUUUGAUGAUAGUCUCUCACACCAAACUUAAACAGUAUAAAACUCACUGUUAUCAAGUUGAUUCCGACUUAUAGCGACGCUGUAGAGUAUGGUGAUUUUUAAUCAUCACAAAGCAGCCUCUCAUUGUAAUUAUUAUCAUUCCACAGGUGAAUAUUUAAUGCACAGGUAGUUUUAGUUCUCCUGAAAAUUGAAGUUAGACCUAAUACCAUUUCAGAUUUUUCUGCUGGGUAGAAAGAAUUAGAUACUUAACUUUUACCAAGCUUACCUUUCUAAGGCACGUGAUAGAUAGUUUUGCUGUAGUCAUUGUAGCGCUUCUUUCUUUCCUUUUUUUUUUUUAAUGACCUGGAGCUCAGUAGGUCUGUUUGAAAGCCACCAACCUGGUUAAAGAUGAUAAACUUAUAUAUCAACCUUCUUUGAAACCACAUUGAAUUAAAAAAAAAUAAUAAAAAGAUAACGCUUAAUUUUUUCUUUCCCCUAACAGGAAAAAUGAUAGGUGCUUACUAUAAAAAUGUCCAAACAAUAUAAAAAAGUUUAAAGACAUAAAAAUUCCCCAUAAUCCCUCUACCCAGAGAUAGCACCUGGUUAACAAGACAUAUGAAUCUCCAGAACUUGGCAUAUUUGUUCAGCAAAUUGUUAACAGCAUCAGAUGCCACCUCAGUAUGGACAGCAAGGUGUCAGUGGUUACUGCCAACAGGGCCAACAGCCAUAUUACAACCAGCAGCCACAGCCUCCGCACCUCCCACCGCAGGCACAGUAUCUGCCAUCCCAGGCCCAGCAGAGGUACCAGCCGCAGCAGGACUUGUCUCAGGAAGGCUAUGGAACUAGGUCUCAACCUCCUCUGGCCCCCGGAAAACCUAACCAUGAAGACUUGAACUUAAUACAACAAGAAAGACCAUCAAGCUUACCAGUUGAAGUCUUGGCCUCGGAGGAUGCAGCCUUUGGACUCAAGGACCUGUCUGGCUCCAUUGAUGACCUCCCUACAGGAACAGAAGCAACUUUGAGCUCGGCAGUUAGCGCAUCCGGGUCCACGAGCAGCCAGGGGGAUCAGAGCAACCCGGCACAGUCGCCCUUCUCCCCUCACGCGUCCCCCCACCUCUCCAGCAUCCCAGGGGGCCCGUCACCUUCUCCCGUCGGCUCUCCUGUCGGGAGCAACCAGUCAAGGUCUGGCCCAAUCUCUCCUGCAAGUAUUCCAGGCAGUCAGAUGCCGCCGCAGCCUCCCGGCAGCCAGUCGGAAUCCAGCGUCCACCCUGCCAUGAGCCAGUCACCAAUGCCACAGGAAAGAGGUUUCAUGGCAGGCUCACAAAGAAACCCUCAGAUGUCCCAGUAUGGACCUCAGCAGACAGCACCAUCCAUGUCACCGCACCCUUCUCCUGGGGGCCAGAUGCACCCUGGAAUUAGUAGCUUUCAGCAGAGCAACUCAAGUGGGACUUACGGUCCACAGAUGAGCCAGUAUGGACCACAAGGUAACUACUCCAGACCCCCCACGUAUAGUGGGGUGCCCAGUGCAAGCUACAGCGGCCCAGGGCCCGGCAUGGGUAUCAAUGCCAACAGCCAGAUGCAUGGACAAGGGCCCAGCCAGCCAUGUGGUGCUAUGCCGCUGGGACGGAUGCCAUCGGCCGGGAUGCAGAGCAGACCAUUUCCUGGAAACAUGAGCAGCAUGACCCCCAGCUCUCCCGUCAUGCCUCAGCAGGGAGGGCCAGGAAUGGGGCCGCCCAUGCCCACUGUGAACCGUAAGGCACAGGAGGCAGCCGCGGCAGUGAUGCAGGCCGCUGCAAACUCAGCACAAAGCAGGUACGGCUCCCAGGACCAGUGCCAGGGCAGGCACUCGGGGUAUCCGCAUGUGAGCGAGCACACGCCAGGCAGAGCUGCCACGCACCUGGGCGGCAGGAGAGAGUAGAACACAGUUCCGCUUGGCGAUUCUUUUCGUGCUAAAUGUGCUCCAUACGGUAAAGGUCAGAGAAACGAAUGACAGACCAUGUCGUAGGAAAAGUGGAGGAAGGAAACGGAGUGGUGGGCAAGUCCACUGUGGGCAGUUAUUUGAAAUGUCUGUGAAGAGUCAUCUCAACCAGCAUCCAGGAAGCCAGAUCCAAUUGCGUAGGGAAGGGUCUUUGAGGAUCCAUUUAAAACAGUGACUUUCAAGCAGGAAAUUCUAAAGACUAAAAACUAUUUAAAUUCUAUACAAUUAAAAAAAGAAAGCUCCUUCUUUUUUUUUUUCACCCCACCAUAAAAAUCCUUAUAAAAUAGAAACUGUGUGUGUGUACAUACUGUGUAUCGUGUGUGUCUGUCUAUGUGUAUGUGUGAGGUUUAUAUACUUCAUAUUCUUAUAUUUUCUUUUCCUGGUAUACUUAUUUAACUGUCCAAACCAAAAUGUGGCAAAUACAGCAAAGAUAAUAUUUUAGAAAGUUUUAAGUUAUUAGAGCAAGGCUUUAACCUCAAUUACUUGCUUUUUUUUAACCCUAACAUUUAAUUCUUGAAGUAAAUACUCCCACCUGUAUAGAAAUAGCAUAGUUAAGUAAAAAUUUAUGAGGCGAAGGUGGAUAUGUCUUUUUAAAAGCCCGUGUAAAUAUGUUUUAAAACAAAGCACACUGAAAGUAUGUAUCUUAACAAUAUCUUCAGAAAAAAAGAUAGAAGAUCCUGACUUUUGUCAAAGGGAAAUAAAAGCGAAUGUAUGUGUAUGUGUGUGUGUUUAAAUGUGUCCCUGUUACUCGUCCUCUGAAGCUGCUAUUUUGGGAAUGUAGGGACCCCCCUCCAGUCUCACUGCUUGCUGAAAAUGAUCAUAAAUAUCCCUUGAGGAAUUAAAAUAAAAAUCAAUCUCUCUCUCUCUCUCAUCCACUUUAUGAUUACUUAAAAUCUACCAGAUCUCCCACAGUACACCUCUAAACUGACAGACUUUAGGGAAUGUUUUCAUACACCUGUCUAUGAGGACUGGUUUGACUGGUCCAAUUAAAGUUCUAAUUUAGGUUUAAAUGAAUUAUCCAUUGUCGCAGCUCAUAAAGCACAAGUUAUUUUCUUUCUGUUCAGUAGCAAGUAUUUGACUGCAUUUGGCAGAAGCCUUUGACAGGAAUCUGGGAAGAUGCCUGCAGAGGUUAAGGCAUAAUUCUGUUUGAUUAAAAAGUCUUGGCCCUCCUUGUCCCUUUCUGAAUCUGUUUAUUUAAAUUAAUGUAUAAACACACGUUCGUGCAUCUUCAUUGUCUAUUUCUAAUCAGUAGGCCAUUCCAAAGCCUCGCCUUCAUGAACUGCCCAUGUUAGCUCUCCAGGACUGUAAACGAGGACUGUAGAUUUUAUUUUUGGCUUUUACCGAAGUCAAAGCUAUACUUGGAAACUGUAAGCUGAGAUUUGGUCUGAGCAUCUUCCUCUUUUCCCUCUUGUGCCCUGGCUGCUACCCUUUUCCUUUCUCAGGAAUUUUAUCCUGUUCCACUUGAGGCAGCUGCUUGGUACAGAGCAGGGCGCCCACCUUCUGCCACCUUCCACGCCUCUGGGUGGACACAUGAGAUGGACGGGGGGUUCGUACGUGUGCUGCAGAACCAUUCCAAAGAAGCUGUUCUCUGUUCUACUUUAGGCCACCAUACAUUAGGUCGCCUGCUUAUCCCAGCCAGUCUGGGGCUGGCGGACGCCCCAUGUUUUCUUCCCAGCACCCCAACUAUGGCAACUCUCAGGCUCCCCUGCUGCACCAGCCUGACCAGUACGGGUAGGUAGCCCCACCCUGGACUGCCGCGGGGCCUUGGCAUCCCUUUGAGACUGUUCAUGAGUGCACCCCUUGGCUGCUGGAGGAGCUCCCACACCAGAAAAGUGAA